AUGGCUGAGAACUCUUCAUGGAGUUUUGAUGAGGCUGAUUUAUCAGCAUGUUUCGAUGAUACAAUGAAUGGCAUCGGAGUGGGCGUCAACUCGAUGUUUAAUAUGCGUGAUGCACUAUCAGCUUUACCACUGUGCAAGGAGGAAAGUAAAAUUUCAGACGAUUCUAAAUAUGGAAAUCAAUCAAAGUUCACAAUGUUUACCGGCAAUUCAGCACAGACCGUCGCUGAUAUGUUUGCAUCCAUCACUGAUGCUGAUACAAGCCCACAAUUAUUUGGUAAUAUUUUAGUGGCUCCAACAUCAUCAGUUACUCGACUCGGUGAAGCAUCUUUAACUUACCUUAAUCAAGGACAGACAUAUGAACUGAAAUUGAAUUUAAAAACCCCAGAAAUCACAUAUAUCAAGACGUAUAUUCGAGUUACAUUUCAUGACAAGCAGAUGGAAAUGAAAGAACGUGAAUAUUGGAAUGGAUGGCGACAGAUACAUCCCGGUGAAAAUCUUCUGGAUAUAGAUUAUGAUAAAUCGAGUGAUUAUGAAGAGUUAGAUAUGGAGAAAUUAUCAUCCGAUGUGAUAUUAUGCAUUUGGAAAUAUCCCACUUGUAGUAUUGGUUUACGAUUCAAUUGUGUUAGUACAGAAUUCACUGCUAAGAAACACGGUGGAGAGAAAGGAAUUCCUUUUAGAUUUCAGGUAGAUCAUUUUGAUUAUGAUACUAAUCAACACUUGGAAUCAUUUGGCUGUCAAAUUAAAGUAUUUAAAAUGAAAGGAGCUGAUCGUAAGCAUAGAACUGAUCGAGAGAGAAUUGGACGUAAAUCGAAUGAUGAUCAAACAAUUUAUAAACCUUCAGUGCCUGUUACAAAAUUGUCAUUUUUGCCGACAAAACAAGUGAAACUGUAUUAUCAUCCUAAUCAUCAUCAUUAUCCGUGUCGAUCGAUUUCCGAUAAAGAAUUACACUGCAAUUCUUCUUCUUCUUCUAUAACAGAUAAUAAUAAAUUAACCGAUAAAGUGUUGAACACUUCACUUACUACACUGACGACAACAACUUCAAAUUGUUCAGCAAAACUAUUUAAAGCAGAUAUAAAUGAUCGAGAAGUGAUUGAGAAUUCAAUGUCAAAGAAGCUGAUUAUAAAGGACAACUUUUCACUAAAAGAUGUUGAUAAUGCAACUGACCAUUUCGUCACAUUACCCGAUUCCGUAGAAACACCGACAUCAAACAUUCAAACAUUCUCUGAAUUUGUUACACCGACAUAUCCUUAUCAACAGGGUACAGCAUAUCCAACACUACGUAAUUUAUCUCCUGGUAUGUCACCAUCUCCAUUGUCCAAUAGACAUUUAACAGGGCCUUCUACACAACCUGGUCUCCAAAGACGUAGACGUCCCCGAGUAGGCGAUUGUUGUGUUGGAGCUUGUUCAUCAUGUGGACGUAGUUGUCGAAGUGCUUCACGAUGGGUACGAAGUAAUAAGAAUAGAAUAAUGUCUACAAACUGGGAUAAUUCUGUGAAUCGGGUGAAACAAGCAACGCUUAUUUCUGAACGACGAAGAGCUGUACAUGGUUGUGAAGCGGCUAGUGGCCAUUUGCCUGAAGCACAAAAGUCGAAAGUAAUUCAUGUGAAAAUUCCUUUCCAUUCAAGUAACUCAAAGGUCGGCAUGAAUACUUCAAAAGUAGUCGUAUGCAAUCUAAGCACAUCUGGUGAAUCCUCUAGUCUCGGCAAUGAGGAAUUCAGUAAAUGGACAAUUAUCGACAAAUAUGACGAUAAGUCUAGUUCACCAUCGAUUAUCGUGUCAGAUUAUCCGAUAAAUUCAAUUCAAACAGAUGGUGAUCCUCUGCUAGGCAUGUCUAGUGCUACACCGGCUAGUUGUGAUACUACUCAUAGUAAUACUGCUACUCCUGCUACUACUACAGGCUAUUGUAGUAAUGAGUUGCAUGCAUCAUCAGAUGAAGCAUCGUUAACCACUGAUGGAGUUUUAGAAGAGAUUAGAUAUUGUCCUGAGGAUAAUGAUAAUCAUCCUGUUGUUGAUGGGGAUAAUGAUAGCGCUGAUGCGGAUGCUGAUGCUGCUUCGACUAGAGAUGCUGGUGGUACGAAUGUUGGCAAUGCUGCUGCUACUGUUGCUGUCGCUGGUGGUGAAGAUGAAUCAUUGAGAUAUGCAGAGUUAUGCUUGAUUAAAUCAAAUUCUAUGCUUGAUCAUGCAGAUACGUCACAUCGUGGAUCGAUUAUCUCCUUGACAUCAAAUGACCAUCAUCAACAACGACACGGAGAAGAAGGAGUGAGGACAGCAUCAACAGCUGGUAUAUUGAAUGAGUCAUCUUCAUCGGGAGUAUGUUCAACAGAUAAUACAAUGAGUUGUAGAAGUAGUAGUAGCAAUACUAGUAAUAAUAAUAAUAAUAGUAAUAGUUAUAUGCUAUCGGUAGUACACUGUGAUAUGACUGCUGUACAAAUUACCGAUUGGCUAUGUCAGUCAAAUUUUGAAAAUCUUGUGGAAACAUUUAAAAAUUUUACAGGUCGUGAUAUGCUUCGCCUAGCAAAAGAAGAUUUAUUGUCAAUAUGUGGAUCAUUGGAGGGUUUACGGUUGUAUAAUUCACUAUACAAUAAACCUACUGUUCCACGAUGUACACUGUACAUGUGCCUCAAAGGAGAGAUAAUUUAUCAUGCUGUUAUGCUGUAUGAAAUGACUACACAUGAAUUACACAGUCGAAUAGCCUCGAUCCUGUCUUGUCGUCAAGAUCAUAUCAAGAUAAUAUGCCUUAUUGCGGAGAAUGAUAUUCCUGUACUCUUAACCGAUGAGCUAAUUGUUCAGCUAAAGGAUAAAAGUAUCUAUCAGAUUGGAGUUAAUCGAAUCUGUAAUAAUAAUAAUAAUAAUAACAAGAUACUGUUAGCUGAUCGCCUUCAUACAAGUUUACACUGUUUAACGUUUUACACAUUCAGAGAAAUGCUCAAAUCUCUAAUCUCCUUCAGCACUAUAAGCACUAUCACAAUCUUAUUAGUAUUGUUGUUAUGUGAAGGAAGUCGUGGAGAUACACCAGCCAACUGUACUUAUUCGGAUGCAAUUGGUCAUUGGGUAUUUUAUGUAGGCGAUUACCAGUCGAAAUGCUCCAGUAAAUUUAAGCAUAAAAAGGUUGUCACUAUGCACCUACAAUAUCCAGAUAUUGUUACUGAUUCCUAUGGGAAUACGGGGAAAUGGACUAUGAUAUAUAAUCAGGGCUUCGAAAUUAUUAUCAAUCAUAGAAAAUGGUUAGUUAUGUUUCACUAUGAGAAGAAAUCCAAGUUCAAUUGUCAUCAAUCUAUGCCUAUGUGGACACAUGAUACAUUAAUUCGUCAAUGGUAUUGCUUCACUGCUUUCAAACAUGGUAAGACUGAAAGCCAAAUGAAUUACUCACUGUCUGGUGAAGAAAUUGACGAAAACAGAAUGUACCCAGUUGAUCCCGCCUUUGUGGAUGAAAUCAAUAGACAACAGAACUCUUGGAAAGCAAAAAUAUAUCCAGAAUAUUCAACCUAUACAAUUGAAGAAAUGAGACGUCGAGUUGGUGGAGCAGCGUCUGUAUAUUCAAGAUCAUCAUCCAUACGUGAACUAAAGAAGGAUCUUACAGCGGAAAUGAUAUCAGCUAUUCAACGCUUACCUAGUGAAUUCGAUUGGCUCCAUCCACCUAAAGGUCUCCGUAGUCCAGUAACGCCUGUUCGUAGUCAAGGCAAUUGUGGUAGUUGUUAUGCAUUUGCAUCGACUGCUGCAGUUGAGGCUCGUUUGCGUUUAGUGAGUAAUUUCACGCUUCAACCUAUUCUAUCACGUCAAGAUAUCCUGGACUGUAGUCCAUAUUCACAAGGUUGUGAUGGAGGCUUUCCUUAUUUAAUCGCCGGCAAAUAUGCUGAAGACUUCGGCAUGGUUACGGAGAAGUGCAAUCCAUAUACUGAAAAACAAAGAAGUCAAUGUAAAACAAGUAAACAUUGUGAACGAUACUAUACAACCAACUAUGCCUAUCUUGGUGGUUAUUAUGGUGCAACAAAUGAAGAAAUUAUGAGAUUGGAAUUAGUUCAGAAUGGACCAUUUCCUGUUGCAUUUGAAGUGUAUAAGGAUUUUUUGUUUUAUGAAUCAGGUGUAUACCGACAUACAAAAAUUGAAAAUCAACAUUAUCCAUUCAAUCCAUUCGAGUUAACUAACCAUGCUGUAUUGCUAGUUGGUUAUGGUGUUGACAAGAAGACAAAUCUACCCUAUUGGAAGAUUAAAAAUAGUUGGGGUGAGCAAUGGGGUGAAAAUGGAUUCUUCCGAAUACUACGUGGUUCAGAUGAAUGUGGUGUUGAAAGUCUUGCUGUUACAUUUGAUGUUGUAUUUUAAUGUGAAGAAAGCGAAAAUUGUACGCUUAUAAUAUAAUUAAAGAAAGCAGAUUAAAUGGAAGAACG
Messenger RNA from Trichobilharzia szidati, 4385 nucleotides. NCBI's taxonomy places the organism in Eukaryota, Metazoa, Platyhelminthes, Trematoda, Strigeidida, Schistosomatidae. The record is from the annotation of a GenBank genome assembly.